UUUCUGCUUGACUUUCUCGCGAGAGCUGAAUGGUUAGGUGAAGUGAACCGGUAAGCCAGCUUGUGCCGCGGUUGUGUCAAACCAGUGCUUGCUGGAAGGCCGAACGCCUCUCGUUGAUCGAAGACAUCGGUGCUUCGCUUCGCGUUACUCUUCGAGCUAGAGGCUCGCGUGCCUGCUUCUCUAGGCCGUAAUGGGUCGGAAAUUCCUAUGCCUCCUGCUGAUCGCGAUUCUCGUCGCGGCGAGUUUCCACGUGUCCGAAUGCAAGAAGAAGAAGAAGAAGCGUACCGUGGCGAUGGACGCAGCACUUGGCGAAAGCGAAACCGCCACAGCGGUAACCCGAUCUGUGGCGAAAAAGGCAGCUGACGAAGGAGCAGCAUCGGAGAAUGACGAACCAGCUGCAGACGCGGCUGCUGCGGACGAAGAGGUAGACGCUUCUGCGGAAACAAUAUCUCCGAAGAAAAGAACUGUCAGUGGGGGGGCUACUAAGGCUGUAGCUGCUGACGCGGCAGCUGCUGACGCGGCAGCGGCGGACGAAGACGCGGAAGUCGCGGAAGCCGCUUCUGCAGCUGAUGCUGACGUGGCGACGAAGGGCGAGGACGGCGAGGGAAAAGCGGCUGACAGUGACCCCGCCGCCGCAGAUGCCGCCGAGUCCGACGCCGACGCUGACGCCGUGGAUGCCGCGGCGGAUUCCGCCGCGAAGGACGGCGCAGCGGCGAAGGCGGCGACGGCGAACACGGCCGCAGAUGCUGCUGCUGAAGCGAGCGCAGAUCCUGGCUCUGAUGCGGCUGCGGAUGCGGCUGCCAAGGAGAAGCCGAGCUCGGCUGCUGGGUCCGUGUCAGACGCGGGCCCGCUCGCGUGGCGAUCUGCGAACAUGUCGCGAGAGGACGUGGACCCGAAAGGCCCGUGCCGGCGCGACAUCAAGCUGCACUGCCAGGGCGUGGAGCCGGGGAACGCCGUGCUCUCGCUCUGCCUCACCUUCCACAUCAAGAACGAGAACUCGGGCAACGAGCUCGGCGGGCCCAAGAUCUCCAAGAAGUGCAAGAAGGACAUCCGAGCCUUCAGGGCGGAGAUGUACAAGGACCUCGCCAUGGACAAGGCUCUGGCCACGGCAUGCAAGGCGGAUAUCACCAAGUUCUGUGACGAUGACUUCCUCUACCCCGAGCCUGGCAACAUCGUUGCAUGCCUCAGGGAGGUGAACCAGGUGGAGAAGAUGGCAGAUGCGUGCCGCACGGAGAUCCUGCGCGCGCAGCUGGACGCGGCGGAGGACUUCAAGAUGGACCCGCAGCUCAACGACCUCUGCAGCGCCGAGGCCGACCGGCUCUGCCAGGGGGUGGAGCCUGGGGAAGGGCGUAUCCAGGAGUGCCUGAGGGAGCACCGCGGCAAGCUCGCGUGGGAGUGCCAGGCGGAGCUGUUCCGGCAGGAGGUGGAGAAUGCGGACGACAUCCGCCUCAACGUGCGCCUCUUCCAGGCGUGCCUCAACGACCAGCGCCGCUUCUGCGCCGACGUCAAGUACGGGGAUGCGCGCGUGAAGGACUGCCUGGAGGACCACCACCUCGAUGCCGAGUUCUCCCCCUCCUGCAAGACGGAGUUUGAGAAGAUGAUGGCGCGGCGGGCCACUGACUUCCGCCUCGACUCCACCCUGCGCAAAUACUGCAAGGCGGACAUUGCAGAGAUCUGCUACCCUGAUGCGGAGGACAUUUCAGACGUGGCGAACUUCGAUGCCAAGGUGAUCGAGUGUCUGCAGGACUACAGGGACGAGCUCAAGGACCCCAAGUGCAAGGCCUCCGUGCACCGCCUCACGCAGAGGGCUGCGGAGGACAUUCGCUUCGACCGACCCCUGGCUGACGCCUGCCAUGAGGACCGCACCACCAUCUGCAGGGACGUGCCAGACGGCAUGGCGCAGGUGUUCCUGUGCCUGCAGGACAACAUGGGCAAGCUCAAGGAGUCGUGCCGCACGGCUCUUUUUGAACAGCUCGUGCGCAUGGCUGAGGACAUCGAUUUCAAGUUCCCUAUGAAGCGAGCUUGCUCUUCCGAACUCCAGAAGUUUUGCAAAGACAUCCCGCAUGGCCAUGCGGCGCGCGUCAAGUGCUUGCAGGAGAACAUUGACAGCUCGGACAUGGGCGAGGAGUGCAGGAAGGAGGUCAAGCGAGACAUGGCUCGAUCCGCUGGAGAUUAUCGUUUGAACUACCGUCUGCACCGCGCUUGCCUGCCCGAGAUCCAGAAGCACUGCAGCCACGCGUGCGAUGCAGCCAGUGUGAACGGCUCCGUCACCUGCGCCGGCACCGUGGUCAAGUGCCUGCAGGAGCAGCAGGAUCAGAUCGAAUCCGAAUCCUGCAAGCAGGAGAUCACCGCCUUCAGCAUCCUAGAGGCGAAGGACCCGCUGUCCCUCGACGUGCCGCUGCAAGCAGCGUGCAAGGGGGACCUGGGGGCGCUGUGCCCGGACGUGGGGAGGGACCAUGGGAGGAGCCUGACGUGCCUGAGGAGCAAGAGGGACAAGCUGAGCGCGGCGUGCAAGAAGGAGGAGAUGCGGUUCAGCGUGAUGGAGGCUUCGGACAUCCGCAUCACCCCCAGCCUCAUGAAUGGCUGCGGGCAAGAGCUCCAGAGCUUCUGCCGUGAUGUGCCCCCAACCGAGGGCCAUGCGUUCAAGUGCCUGCAGGAGCACCUGGGCGAUGUGGGCAUGGGGGCGGCGUGCAAGGGCGAGGUGAAUCUGCAGGAGGCGCGGCAGGCGGGGAACUACCGGCUGGACGUGCGGAUGAGGAAGGAGUGCGAGGGGGACGUGAAGCAGCACUGCGACGGAGCGGAUGAGGGCAAGGAGGGGCAUGCGGUGGUGCUCAAAUGCAUGGUCGACAACUUCAAGAGCCUUGCGCCCACGUGCCAGAGCGAGGUGGCCUAUGUGGUGCGCAUGGCUCUCUUCCAAUACCACCACGGCGCCGAGCUCACAGCCCCGUGCGACGCAGCAGUGGACGAGGUCUGCACCAGCACGGGCAGCGCCAAGCCCAAGGAGAUCAACGGCGCGGUGAUCGGGGUGUAUGGGCAGUGCCUGCUGUCCGCCAAGCCCGAUAAGCUAUCGGAGGACUGCCGCGGGCUCGUGAAGGUGGCAGCUAAGGAAGGUGCCCACCUGGCAGGCGGGCUGGACCAGGCGAAGCUGGACGAGGCCCUGGCGAAGCUCAAGGAGCUUCCUGCGGGAGCAGCAGCGGACGGGUCGGCUCGCAAGUCCACGCUGGUGAUUUCGGGCUGGCUGGCAUUCGCAGCUCUGUUGGCGGUUGUCGUGGUCGCUGUUGCAGCGGGCUUUGGCAUUUACCACAAGUACUUCAGCCCGACUCGCAACUACACCUUGGUCGUCAAAUCAGCUCCCCCGGGCACAGUUUAGCUCGUUUCGCUUUUGUCAAAGAUGUGCUGUGCAAGUGAUGUUCGUGGGGCUUGUAACUGUGUUCGUUCCCCUAAUGUAAAUUAUUGUAGGGCGCAUUGUGGUUCUAGGCUAUUCUGAUGAAGUUACGUUUAGGCUGACAAAUGUGGGGGUAUGUUCUAUACGCGGAUACUGAAGAUGGAUGUUGAAGUAACUAUUUGCCUUCAACUAAGGAUGGCUGUUCUGUACGUUCUUAGCGAGUA
Messenger RNA from Closterium sp. NIES-67, 3609 nucleotides. NCBI's taxonomy places the organism in Eukaryota, Viridiplantae, Streptophyta, Zygnematophyceae, Desmidiales, Closteriaceae. The record is from the annotation of a GenBank genome assembly.